Molecule: messenger RNA, 3255 nt
Organism: Closterium sp. Naga37s-1
Lineage: Eukaryota; Viridiplantae; Streptophyta; Zygnematophyceae; Desmidiales; Closteriaceae
Source: the annotation of a GenBank genome assembly
AUGGACGACUUUCAGCGAGUUUCUGGAAGAUGCGAGAGGCGUUUCAGUAAAAGAAGUGAUGAUGAAAGCGUAGUGCCUGACGGCGAGGAGGAGGAUGACGACGACAUGCCGGACCUUUGCAGCGACCCUGAAGAUUGUGAUUACAACGAGAUUCAAGACGGUGGGGAUCAUGGAAUUAGGGAUCAAGGCGGUGGGGGUCAAGGUCGUGAAGCAGGGGAGAAUGGGUAUGAGAGUCGGGACGGUCGUGCAGCCGAAGAGGAUUUUAUGUUCAACGAUAGCGCUGUGACGGCGACACUAGCGGUUGUGACUGAAGCGGGGGGAGCAGCAGUAGCGGAAGUGGAAGAAGAUGAACUGCCGGAUCUCGUAUCGCCUCGUACGAGCACGUCACCGGAUGUGGCUGAAACGGGUGUACCUGAAAUGCGUGUGACAGAAACGGAUGUGCUUGAAACGAGGCCUCUGAAUGAGAAUGAAGCGGCAGCAAGCGAGGAUGAACUGCCAGCUCUUACCAGCGGCAGCGAUGGUGGUGCUAUUAGCGAGAGUGACCAUAUCGUGUACGACGAGGACGAGGAAAACGAGAUAGAGGAACGGUGGUGGAGGAGGGAGAAUGAGACCGCGGGCGUCAGGGGCCGUUAUUAUAACGAGCCCGAUGAGAGCGACAACAGCGAGUACAGCGAGAGUGACAAUAGCGAGUACGAGUUGGAGGAGAGGGAGGCAGAGAAUCGAAUCCCAGGCCGCAGGAACCGCGGAAAUUGGGUUGCGGAUAAUUUUCUUAGCACUUUAAGACAACUGGAGGGUUUGUUGCUGGAGAUAGGAGGCUCGUGGUCUAGCCUUGAAGGGGAGGCGGAGGGAGAAGAAGGACAGGAGGCGGAAAGGGAGGGGGAGGAAGAAGAGGAUGGGGAGGAGGAGGAGGAGGAGGAGGAAGGAGAGGGGGGAUGGAGUGAUGCAGAGGAGGAGCAUGUGGGAGGGAGGGCGCGCGUGCCUCUGUUUCGCAUGGGCGUUGAGAGGCUGGCGUCUGGCUUUAACAGCGGACGGGGCAGACGCGGACGACGAGGGGUGAGGCGAGGAGGUGUGGCGGGGACUGGCUUGAGAGGUGGUGUUACGGAGCUGGAGGGGAGGGAGGAGAGGGAGGAGAGGGAGGGGAUGGAGGGAAUGGUGGGGAGGGAGGGAGGGGAAGCGGGGGAGGGGGGUUCAGGACGAGCCAACUUGCAGAGGGCCGUUCCUGCUUCGUCCACGUCAUCAUCCCCUGCCCCUGCUGCAGCUGCUACAGCAGCAUCGUCGUCAUCAUCAUCCACAUCAGCAUCCACGUCAGCAUCGUCUGUGUCUUUGUUGUCAGGAUCGUUAUCCGCAGAACAAGCGGCAGAAAUGGCACGGCUGGAAGGCGCAGCACCAGUCUUUCUGAGACCUUUUCAGGAGGUCGAGGGAGCAACUCCUGCUGUGCAGCAGGGCGAGAGGGAGCGCGGCGAGAGGCAGAGAGAAGAAUGGGAGCGAGGAGAAGCACCUGGGAGAGAAUCAUCUGAGGGAGAAGCGUUCGAGCGAGAAGUGCAUGAGAGGCAGGCGCGUGAGGCAGAGGCGCAAGCGUUUGUAGCGGGGCCCACAGAAGACAGGGGAGCAGGACUGCUGAGGCGGCUAAGAGCAGCCCAGCAGCAGGCGCUGCUGCGGCUGGAGGUGGGGUUGGAGAGGCGGCUGCAGCAGCUGAUGCAGGAGCUCGUGGGGCCGUCCGUUCAUGUGGAGUUCAGCCUUCGCCGCGGCCGCCUUGUCAACGCUGACGGUAGCCUUGCUGCUGGUGCUGGUGGCGUUGCCGGUGCUGGUGCUGGUGCUUCUGGUGCUGGUGCUGGUGGUGGUGCUGGUGAUGCUGGUGCUGACGCUGGUGGUGGUGGUGGGGUUGGUGGUUUGUAUGGUGCUGGUUUUGGUGGUGGUGGUGCUGGUGGGCUGGCCUUUGGCGGGGCUGGGUUCGAGGCUCGGAUACACUGGGGCGCCGGACCUGCUGCUGCCGAACCUGCUGGUUUCGCAGGCGCGGGUGGUGCUACCACGGAUUCAGACGGAGUCACAACCACAACCAUCGUUUUUGGCAACAGAGGCCACUUUGGCAACCGAGGAGACUAUCUCGACGGCCCAGGCUUAGACGCUUUUCUCGACCAGCUCGUUGCGGCAGACGCGCAACAACGCGGCAACCCCCCAGCGGCGCUAUCCGCGGUCGACGCGCUGCCAGCUGUCGCCGUGCGAUUGGAGGACGUGGAGAGUGGCACGUCGUGCUGCGCGGUGUGUAAGGAGGUGGCGGAGGUGGGGGAGGAGGUGGUGAGGCUGCCGUGCCGGCACCUGUACCAUGGGGGUUGCAUUCGACAGUGGCUUGCCGUGAGAAACUCGUGCCCCAUCUGCCGGUUUGAGUUGCCCUCAGAUGAUGAGGAGUAUGAGGAGCGGAGGCGGCUGCGAGAGCGAGAGCAAACGGGGCGGUCGCAGGGGGUGGGGGAGGAAGCCGGGCGGCGGCAGAGAGUGGGGUCAGAAGCAGGGCAGCGCCAGGGGGAGGGGGGGGAAGCAGGGCUGUGGCAGGGAGAGGGGGGGGCGGAUGGGUGGCGGGGACAGGAACCGCAGCAGCAGGGGCUGCAGGAGAGGAGGCGGCAGAGAGAGGUGCAAGCAGAUGGGACUUUUCGGGAGCAGCAGCGGAGGCAGGAGCAGGAGCAGGGACGGGAGCAUGAGGUGGAGCAGCAGCAAGAGGGGGAGGCACGUGUGGUAGGAGGGGAUGCGGACCAGGCUUCACUAGGAGCUGACAGCAUAAGAGGCAGUGAGCAGUGGCAGAAUGGUGCGACAAGAGUCGGCGUGCAGCUUGGCGUGCAGCUUGUGGGAGGAGGGGAUGGGCAGCGGGCUUUGGUCGGAGCUGACAACCCAAGAGGCAGCACUGAUCGCCCACACCAUGGGGUGGCACGAGCUGGCGCGAAGCAUGUGGUGGGUGAACGGACUGAGGAGUUGGAAGGCGAGGGGAGUGGUGAUCAGAGGCGUUUGGAAGGAGGUAGUGAAGAGGGCUUGAGGCAGAGCGUGGAGCAGGACGAGGGGGGUGAUGGUGUGGGGAACAUGAGUUUGCACGGCCGUAGCGAAGCAGUGCGUGGUGCGGGGAGGGGAAGGGGCGGGCGGGCGCGCAGGCAAGGAGGCCAUUUGCUGCGCCUGGCUGGCGUGGUGGCUGCGUUUGCUCUGGGGAGGUCGGUGGUGAGGCGUAUUAGAAGGGGAGAGCCGGGUCCAUGGGAGAGCUCAAGGGAGGAGUGA